CGCCAGUUCGCUUUCGGUUUCCCCGAAGACGUGAGCAGGAGGGACUCGGAAGGGACAGAACUGGGGGUGGCCGAAGGCAGCCCGAGGAGGGAUAGAAUGCGCUCCCCAGCCCUUCAGCCCCUGGGGAAAGGCUAGCCCGCCCUACAGGGCAAGGCGGAAGCCCAGAGAAUCUAUCCCGAGGCUGAGCAGCGAUGGAGCUCUUGGGGACGCUGUAUGACACCCCUGCGGACAGGCUGUCUGCCUUCGUGGAGGAGCGCCUUCAGCCCGAGGGCGACUGGAAGGAGGAAGUGAAGGACGCCUGGCAGAGAAUUGAGCGUUUCUUCCGGGAACAGUGCUUCCGCGAUGAGCUGGUGCUGGACCAGGAAGUCCGGGUGCUGAAGGUGGUGAAGGGCGGCUCUUCUGGGAAGGGGACGACCUUGAACUACCGCUCCGAUGUGGACUUGGUCUUGUUCUUGAGCUGCUUCCCCAGCUUCCAAGACCAGGCAGAGCACCGUGGAUCGGUCAUCAGCUUCAUCGAGAAGAGACUGACUGAGUGCAGUAGGAGCCUGGCCUACAGCAUCACCGUGAUCCCGCGGAAAGAGACGACCAGGGUCCCCCGCUCCCUGUCCUUCGAGGUCCAGCCCACGAGGGACAGUGAAGCCAUUGGAGUGGAUGUGCUCCCAGCCUACGAUGCUCUGAGACAUUUUUGCCCCGACUCUAAACCAUCACCGGAAAUCUAUGAAGAUUUAAUAACGAGUGGUGCCCCCCCUGGGGAGUUCUCACCGAGCUUCACGGAGUUGCAGAGGCAUUUUGUGAAAAGUCGUCCUGUUAAGCUAAAAAACCUCCUGCGGCUGGUGAAGUACUGGUACCUCAAGCACUUGAAACCUAAAUAUCAAAACGCAGCAUUGCCCCCCAAAUAUGCAUUGGAGCUACUGACCAUCUACACGUGGGAAAUAGGAACAGACAAAAGCGACAACUUCAACCUGGAUGAAGGGUUUAGAGCUGUGAUGGAACUCCUCAUAGAAUAUGAAAACAUCUGCAUAUAUUGGACCAAGUACUAUGAUUUCCAAAAUGAGACCGUCAGAAUCUAUAUCAAACAGCAGUUGAAGGAAUGCAGGCCAGUUAUCCUGGACCCAGCUGAUCCUACCAACAACCUGGGAAGUAAAAAGAGAUGGGACCUGGUGGCCAGAGAGGCUGUUCGCUGCCUGAGGCAGGCCUGUUGCAGGACUGAAGACUCCAGCCAGGGCUGGAACGUACAGCCGGCAAGGGAUGUCCAGGUGACAGUGAAAAAGACAGGAGAGGAGGCCUGGACACUCUCCGUGAACCCCUACAGUCCUAUCUGGAAGAUGAAAGCAGAAAUCAGGAGGACAUGGGGCUUCAGCGGGCAGCAGCGUCUCUCCUUCCAGGAGCCGGGAGGGGAGCGGCGACUGCUCGGCAGCCAGCAGACACUAGCAUAUUAUGGGAUCUUCUCCAAGGUGAGCAUCCGGGUACUGGAGACCUUCCCUCCCGAGAUCCAGGUCUUCGUGAAGGACUCAGGCGGCCAGAGCAAACCUUAUGCCGUGUACCCUGAGGACUUCAUCUAUGUCUUAAAAGAGAAGAUUGAGGAAGCGGGAGGACCUUACGUAGAGGACCAGAUACUAACGUUCCAGAAUCGGGUACUAUGGAAUUACCACAGACUCUCAGACCUUCAGAUCAAAGACUGUGACACCAUCAUACUCACUAGAAGCUGAGUAAGGAAAGGGUUAAGGUAUAGGCAGGGAGAGAUGGGGGGUCCCUGGCUAGGCUCUGAGACUAUUCCUGGCAGGCAGAAGCACUAAGACGGCGUGAACAAGAGAUACGGGAACAGACCACCCAGUCCACAGUGUUUUUCUUCGGCGACUACAACGUAUCACAGAAAAUGACCAAACCUCAAAGAAGUAAGUCAUUAAGGGUAUUAUCCAUAGUCUAUGCUCAAACCAGGACGGCACAAGAAACUCAAGGCCAUACGUUUCCCGGUCAGUUCUCAAUAAAAGAGCAGCCUGCAAGCCCUUAGUGGCAACCCCAUGGAGACCCCUCUCACUCCUGAGACCUUUUUCUGUACCCUUGCUUAAUAAAACUCUAUUGCUUUUCCUCA
Molecule: messenger RNA, 2092 nt
Organism: Ailuropoda melanoleuca (giant panda)
Lineage: Eukaryota; Metazoa; Chordata; Mammalia; Carnivora; Ursidae
Product: 2'-5'-oligoadenylate synthase-like protein 2
Exons: 6
Coding region: 192-1709 (505 amino acids)
Biological process (GO): negative regulation of viral genome replication; regulation of ribonuclease activity; defense response to virus
Cellular component (GO): cytosol; nucleoplasm; membrane
Molecular function (GO): protein binding; 2'-5'-oligoadenylate synthetase activity; double-stranded RNA binding
Source: RefSeq, a predicted model, not a curated record